Molecule: messenger RNA, 1294 nt
Organism: Camellia sinensis
Lineage: Eukaryota; Viridiplantae; Streptophyta; Magnoliopsida; Ericales; Theaceae
Molecular function (GO): protein dimerization activity
Source: RefSeq, a predicted model, not a curated record
AUGUUCUCAAAAUAUCAAGUCCUCUUGUUCGUGUACUGCGGUUGGUUGAUGGUGAGAGAAAGCCUCCCAUGGGAUAUAUUUAUGAGGCAAUGGAUAGGGCUAAGAAGCCAUUGCAAAAUCAUUUAAUGGAAAUGAAGAGAAGUAACGGAAUGUUCAAUUGCAUAGGCCUUUGCAUGCAGCUGGGUAUUAUUUAAACCCAGAAUAUUUUUAUGCAAAUCCGAAUAUUGAGAAAGAUAAGGAAGUCAUGUCAGGCCUGUAUAAAUGCAUAUAAAGGUUGGUCCCAAGCAAUGAGACACAAGAUAAAGUUUGCGCAGAGUUGACUACCUAUAAGAAAGCUGAUGGUCUCUUUGGGAUGGCUUUGGCCAUUAGACAAAGAACUACAAGGGCACCAGCUGAUUGGUGGAGUGCAUAUGGUUCUGAAACACCAAAUUUGCAAACAUUCGUCAUCAAAAUUCUUAGUCUAACUUGUAGCUCAUCUAGAUGUGAGCGAAAUUGGAGUGUGUUUGAACAUAUUCACACCAAAAAGAGAAAUAGGUUAGCUCAAAAAUGUCUGAAUGAUUUGGUAUUUGUUAAGUAUAAUAGAGCAUUGAGACGUCGAUACAAUCUCCGUGACACUAUUGAUCCCAUUGCUUUGAUGGAUAUUGAUGAAAGUAACGAGUGGUUGGUUGGGAGGAUGGAGGAGGAACUUGUCUUUGAGGAUGAUACUUUGACAUGGGAUGAUGUUGCUAGAGCUGCUGGAGUUGAGGAAAGUAGUCAAAGAACUAGAUCAAUAAGGGCAAUAGAAAGGGGGUGUUCAACUUCAAAAUCAGCAGCUAGACCUAGAUUGCAACUUAUUGAUGAGGAAGAGUCAAUUUCAGAUGGGGGAGAGGAAGAAGAUGCAGAGGGAUAUGCUGAAGCCAAUGAUAAUGAAGAAGAAGUUCAUUUGCUUGAUGUUGAAGAUGAAUUUUAGAACUUUUGGAUUGGUGGAUUGUAUUUGUCUUUGUUGGAUAUUUUCUUUCGUUUAUGGUUAUUUAGUAGUUGGAAUGAUAAUUGCAUGAUAGUUCUUGAAAAUAUUUAUAUUUUUGUCUAUACCAUUUAUUUUUAAAAAAUAUCAUUUUUGGUCGCCUCGCUUCGAUGAAGCCCUCGCCUCGCCUCGCCUCGUCGCCUCGCGCUUAGGCGUUAGGUGACCUUGUUGCCUCGGUUCGCUUUUCUCCUUAAAAAACACUGCAUGACACCAUCUAUGACUCCAAAAUCUAGCAUGUUCCCCCACUUCUCACUACAAAUUGAAUAUUACUGGAAAAAGAGUUCCAUGGUC